AUGAAGCACGCUAAUACGAUGUAUCUACGUGUUGAGAUGGCGAAGCAAUCCGCGGGACAAGCGGACCCGGACUUUGAUGAGAGCCUUAGCGGUGACGUGGCAGAAGCUCAAGAUCUGACCGCCACUCAUCCCUCCUCUCCCGCGCGUUCCGCCGUCCCAUCCGCUGCUGCCGCCAACGCUUCUCCCGCUGCUGCGGGCAACGGAACCGACGCAUCCGCUCCGGCCAAUCCCGGCACCGCUGCUGCUGCAGCCGCCGCGUCCGCCGCUUUUCGCGCGGCAGCGGCAGCGGGAGCGUCGGGGCGACCCACUCCCGAGGAGCUGGGGAUGCAUUUGCGAAUGCUUGGCGACAUGAACCUUGGUUCGGAUCGCAGCGUGGGCGACGUCGUCGCGUCAGUGCUGCAGCAGCUGAACCACGGGAUGAACAAUCAUCACGGGAUGAAUAAUCACCACGGCAUGAAUCACCCCGGAAUGAGCCACCACGGAAUGAUGCCGUUUCCGCCCGGGAUGUUCCCAAUGCCGCCGCCCGGAGUCCUUCCCCCGCACGGCGUCUUCCGCCCCCCGGGCUCCGCGCACCCGCCGCUUCCGCCGCUCGGAUCCGCCCCCGGGCCUUCGGACGCGGACGGGAUGAGCAGCUCCGGCGGAGGAGGUUCGGCGGCGCCCGGAGCCCCUGGUUCGGCGGCGGCAGGAGCGGGAGGCGCGGGGGUUCCAGGUCCCCCUGUGCUUCCGCCGAUGUGGAUGUCUCCGCACGGGCUCGCGUUCUGGCCGCGCCCGGGGGGAAAUAACGCCAUGCAUCAUCCCCCCCCGAUGGGGGGAAGCAUGGGCGGGAGGGGUAGCACAGGGGGGAUGGGGUCCCCCGCGCCCCCUCCGCCUGUGCCGUCCGCGGAAGGCAAGGAGGGAGGACGUGGCGGAGCGAGCGCAUGGAUGUCCGCGGGAGGGGGCGGAACGGCGGGAGGGGGCGCGGGGCAGCAUCAGGGCUUUGAGGCGCCGCAGAAAUCGCAUCUGGGGGUUGAAGGGGGGGCGCAGAAACAGCUUCCGCCAACCGAGGGCGCGCAGAAGGUGCAUGCGCCGCCGCAGCACGCGGGGCAGCACGGGCAGCACCCGGGGCAGCACCCGGGGCAGCGGAAAGGGGGCGCGGGGAACCACCCGCACGCGGAAGGGCGGGGGCCGCGCAUGCCGUCAUCGAAGCCGUCAGCGCCGGAGAUGCCGAUGGACGGGUGGGAGUGGCGCAAGUACGGUCAGAAGGUCACCCUCGGCCAGACCUACCCCAGGAGCUACUUCCGCUGUGCACACAAGACCACGGGGUCUCAUCCCUGCCCCGCCAAGAAGUGGGCGGAGAGGUGCAACGACAACCCCUUCAACUGGCGCAUCAAGUACGUGGGCGAGCACAACCACUCCAAGCCGCCCCCCCGCCCCGUCACCAUCACCAUCAUUCAUGACGGCCCUGUGGAUGGAACUGCCGCUGCUGCUCUCCCCGCUCCUCCCCCUGCUUCUGCUGCUGCUGCUGCUGCUGCUGGUGGUGGUGCCGUCGCUGCUGGUGCUGCCGGUGCCACCGGUGCCGGUGGUGCCGGUGGUGGUGGUGGUGGUGGUGCCGGUGCUGGUGCUGGUGCUCUUGCUGCUCCCUCGCCGCUGUCUCUUCUCGCCCCGGCUGCACCGCCUUCCCUGGCUCUUCCCGCUCCCCACUCUACUGCUGCUGCGGGUUCUGCUGCUGCUGUAGCUGCGCCCGCUGCUCCCGAGACGCAGCAGUCACGGGCAGGAGAGAGGAGUGAGCAGCAAGAAGUGUGCCUGGGGCUUGCCGUGUCUUCUGAUGGGCUGACCACAAGCAAGCAGCAGCAGCAGAAGCAGUCAGAGGGAGGGGGAGGUGGUGGUGAUUGUGGUGCCACGUUAGCAACAGUCCAGGCUGAUCCCGCAGGUCAUCAAGCGGAUAGGGUGGAUGGCGUGGAUGGUUCAAAGGCCGCAAGCCUGUGGACCGGAGCAGAUAAACCAGCAGCAGCAGGAGGAGGAGGAGGGGGAGGAGGAGGAGGAGGAGGAGGAGGAGGAGGAGGAGGAGGAGGAGGAGGAGGAGGAGGAGGAGGAGGAGGAGGAGGAGGAGGAGGAGGAGGAGGAGGAGGAGGAGGAGGAGGAGGAGGAGGAGGAGGAGGAGGAGGAGGAGGAGGAGGAGGAGGAGGAGGAGGAGGAGGAGGAGGAGGAGGAGGAGGAGGAGGAGGAGGAGGAGGAGGAGAUAACAGUGCAGAAGCAGACAUGAAGCGAGAGGAGGGAGCUGACACCAACCGCACCAAGGAAGAAAGUAUCAGGAACGGGGAUGGGAACGGGAAUGGGGCUGAAAAUGGGAGUGGGAAUGUGGGUGGGGUUGAGAGCACAGGAGAGGAGGAGUUGGAGAGCCAACCAAGCAUUGACAUCAAGCCGCGGGACGCACAAUCUAAUCCCAGUGCAUGGGCCUCUGCCAAUGACGCCUCUGGGAUGGGCUCCUCUGCAGGCGCCUCUGGGAACUCCAGUAAUCCUUUUCCCGGGUAUACCGGCCCGCUCCCGUCUGCUCUCAUGCAAGGUCCCCUCCCCACGCCCAUGUGGAUGUCCUCCCUCCCUCGGGAUUCGCCUCGGAUUCUGAUUGGCCCGGGCGGCGCCAGGUGGCCGAUGGGGAGGGAUUCGCCAGGUCAGAUGCAGUCGCCGUUUAACAUGCUGUCGCCGCUGAAUACCGCCCGGGUUUUUUCUGACGUGGCGCAGGCGCCGCUGCCGUCGCCUAUUGACUUGCCGGAGAUCAAAGGAGAGUAA
Molecule: messenger RNA, 2766 nt
Organism: Closterium sp. NIES-65
Lineage: Eukaryota; Viridiplantae; Streptophyta; Zygnematophyceae; Desmidiales; Closteriaceae
Source: the annotation of a GenBank genome assembly